AUGAAUGGACAUAAGAAGUGCUUGAUUUAUGGAUCAAAUUGUAUAUCUUACAGGGAGCUGACACUGUUUUGGAGUAAACUUCUAAUACGGCUCGAAUCAAAACAGGCCUUUUUGGAGCAAUGCAGACUGUUAGCAUGCCUCGCUGUGAGUGUGUACCAUAUUCUGCUCCUCAUCAAAGUCAUUCAGGCUGAGGAUGAGAAAAAUGGACUCUCAGUGUGCAUCGAAAUGUGUAUUCAAGCACUAAAAAUGGGAGUUCAUGAUAAUGAGGGCUGUAAUAUCACUAUCUGCAAAACAAUCUCUUGUUUGCUGCCUUUGGAUUUGGAAGUAAAACAGGCUUGUCAACUCACUGAGUUCCUGACAAAUCCGUCUUUGGACUCUUACUAUGCUGUUGAGACUCUUUUUAAUGAGCCUGACCAAAAGCUUGAGCAGGAGGAUCCACCAAUUUUGAACUCACUACGCUGUGACCUGUUGUUGGCCUUAAAGACGAAGUGGCCUUUUGAUCCUGAGUUCUGGGACUGGAAAACUCUAAAACGUCAAUGCCUUGCUUUGAUGGGUCAGGAGGCAACAGCUAUAUUGUCUACUGACAAAUGUACUGACAGUGAAGACAAUGAAGUCCAUAACCAUGAUGAAAAAUAUUUUCAAGAUCUACAUUUUACCAAUAGUCCUACCUACGAACUCAGUGAAGUUGAAGCAGAAAGAAAGAAGAAAAGGGAAAUGAAGAAGAUGAGAGAGAUGGGAUUUGUUUCUGCUCGAUUCCGCAAUUGGCAAGCUUAUAUGCAGUAUUGUGUUUUGUGUGAUAAAGAGUUCCUCGGACACAGGAUUGUGAAGCAUGCAUUGAAGCAUGUUCAAGAUGGGAUUUUCCGUUGCCCAAUAUGUGCUAAAACAUUUGAAACUAGGGUAGUUCUAGAGCCUCAUGUGGCAUCUCAUGUGAAACAGUCAUGUAAGGAACGCCUUGCUGCUAUGGGUGUAAGCAAGAAACGUACCAGUAUUGACACCAAGUUGACAGCAGCUAGCAGUGCCGUGAAAAAAGAAGAGCACGACAGCAAAACUGCUGUUGAAGUUAGCAAAGGGACAGUUUGCAAUAAUAAAAGUGUAUAUGCUUCAAACUGUAGUCCCAGCGCAAAAGUCAAAAGUAAAAUUAAAGUGUCAUCCCCCAAACAGGGCAACCCUAUCCGUGAUGUUAACAACACUGAAUGUUGUUCAUGCCCUGUUACCAGUUGUCAAAAAAUUUUCAAGUACUUCAGGAAUUUGGUUGCACAUGUUAAGGCCCACAAAAAUGAGCAGGAAGCAAUACAUUUCCUAGAAAUACAGAGCCAGAAGGCUUUUUGCCAGUAUUGUCACCGUCAGUUUGUUAAUUUGACCCAUCUUAAUGAUCACUUACAGUUGCAUUGUGGUGAGAAGCCGUAUUUUUGCAUUCAGCUUGGAUGUCAUUUCAGCUUUUCCUCUCAUGCUGAGCUUCAGAUACACAGAAAAGUACAUGCUGAAUUUCAGGCACAGUGUGCAUAUCCAAACUGUGAGAGAAUAUUCAACGAGACAUACUUGCUGUAUGAUCAUGAGGCACAGCACUACAUAACGUUUUCCUGCAAAAGCCAAAACUGUGACAAGGUGUUCUACACUCUGUCUGAGCUAGAUCUGCAUCAGAAAGGACAUGCAAAGAAGAAAGGCCACUCUGCUGUUGAUGGGGGCUCGCCUUCUCAACUUGAAGUACUAACUCCGACUUUUCCUGCCUUAGAGCUGCCUCCAAGCCAAAUGAACGAGGUUUCUCAAGAGUUUACCCCAGUAGAAAGGAAACACACAGUUGAAAGCAUUAUAGACAAUGUUCAAGACUCCACAGAACAGCCUGAGCAUCUUGUGCCAUGCACAGCUCAGUUGACAGUUAGCAAAAAUUAUUCCCUAACAACUAAUGCUGUUCAGCCUGAUGAAUCUAAGACACCUCAUUGUUUUGAAAGUACAAAGCAAUUGCAUCUUGAAUCUUGCUUUGUAAAGCUGGAGCCUAUUCCCAUCAAGUGCAAUGAUCCAAAAUAUAUAGAUGCUCUAAAGAAUGCUGACAGUGAAACUCAAACACUCUUGAAAGAUAAGAAAUUGUUUUCUUUCACAUUGCGUCAGCUUAAGUUGUCCACAUUGAAGUCGUCUCGCUCCGUGAAAAAAGCCAACAAAGAAGAAGGUCUGACUCAUGUGUGUCCAUUCGAAACCUGCACACGAAAAUACAGCACCUCAAAAAGUUUGUCAAGACAUGUCAAAAAUGUUCAUUCUGAAGCUUUUGAGGAAUGGAAGUUAUCUAAGAAGUACAAAAGGAUUGCAGAAAUUGCUGCAAAAAAGUCAGCUGAGAGCACAACCACUAGUUCUCAGAUAGCAAAAUGGACAAGCCGUUCCAGACAAACUGAACAUACUACAUUCCUGGACUCAGUGCUUGAAAGUACUUCCUCUAUUUUCUCCAAUCACGAUAGUAUGCAGUCCAUAAGUGCCAAGUUUUGCUCUCAGCUUGAAAACCCUCAAAGUGUAGCAUUACCAAACCAGACAGAUCUGAUGCAAUUUCCAAUAACUCAGACAUGGGCAGCACCUCCAAUGGAGAAUUUGGAUUCAGGUUUUUCUGUACUUCCCUACAGCUCUACGAUUUUGUCUGACAACCAGCACACAAACCCAUCAUACCAUUCUGACACAGUCUUAGAUUAUGCGUCGCCCUCAUCUUAUGAUGACAUCAACCCCCUUUCUGUGAAUGCCAAUACACCCUCAAGUUGA
Messenger RNA from Pimephales promelas (fathead minnow), 2739 nucleotides. NCBI's taxonomy places the organism in Eukaryota, Metazoa, Chordata, Actinopteri, Cypriniformes, Leuciscidae. The record is from RefSeq and is a predicted model, not a curated record.